Molecule: messenger RNA, 1937 nt
Organism: Hyla sarda
Lineage: Eukaryota; Metazoa; Chordata; Amphibia; Anura; Hylidae
Gene: FEZF2
Product: FEZ family zinc finger 2
Exons: 5
Coding region: 245-1573 (442 amino acids)
Cellular component (GO): nucleus
Source: RefSeq, a predicted model, not a curated record
UUACUAAGAGCUGGGGGUAAGUACUGACUCCCCUUCCAGAACAACCUGUCAUUCUGCUCACAGUGACUUCAUGUGAUGUCAGCUAAGUGUACAAGACACCGAUCUCAGUGCUGCCUGCAAAAUGUGACAGCAGGGUCUGUACUCUGCAGCCCCCAGCCUGUGCUCUGCUAGAGAGAAAGGGAGAGAGAGGGAAGAGCAGGGUGACUUCCAGUUGGCUCCAGCGCUCAGACAAGUUCUUGCAGAGAUGGCCAGCUCUGCUGCUUCAUGCUUUCCUUCAGUCAUGUCCUCCUGCCAGAGACUGGAAGGCAGAAAUGGGGCAUCCAGUACCUCCAAAUCACUGGCCUUCUCUAUUGAAAGAAUUAUGGCAAAGUCUUCAGAGCCUAAACCUACCAUUUUUGACCACAAUCAUGGACUGGAGAGCGAUGCGAAGAAGAUUUUGAACCUUUGUUCUCCAAUCCCCUGCAUGAUCCCAGUGCAGUCCUUGGGGUAUGAUGUCCACUCCAAGACCCUACUGAAUUAUUCGGAGCUCUGGAAGAACAGUUUGAGGGCUCCUGUGUGUAACCCCACUGCUGGCUUGUGUAAGGCGAACUGUGGCAUGUGCUGCAAGAACGAGCUCAACAUGGGCCACUCGGUUGUGCCAAGCAGUAGGGUGAUCAAACCUCAGGUUAUCAACCAAACAGUAGGGAUGCCACCAGGGACUAAUGGACCCCUCUAUUACUUCAACUACCUGGACUCUGCUUACAACCCCUCAGACAUCCUCAAUGGACAGCUUAUUCCAUCUGGCAUUUUAAAUGCCCAGUCACAGGCGACACUAAGUGCCCACCAUAAACUCUACUUAUUGGAAAAUGCUAAAAUGGCCAGCCUUUGCCCAGACAAGUACCCUCUUCCUCAAUACCCACACAAGGAGCGUCUACCAGGCCAGCUGGACCAAGUGAUGAAAGAAAACACGGCACUGGCUGUGGACAGGAACCCUAAAAGCCACAGCAAACUCAGUGCCAACCCCAUGGAUGGCAAACCCAAGAUCUUCACCUGUGAAGUAUGUGGCAAGGUUUUUAAUGCACAUUACAAUUUAACCAGACACAUGCCAGUUCAUACGGGGGCCAGACCUUUUGUCUGCAAAGUUUGUGGCAAGGGAUUUAGGCAAGCGAGUACCCUGUGCAGGCACAAAAUCAUCCACACACAGGAAAAACCCCAUAAGUGUAACCAGUGUGGAAAAGCUUUCAACCGAAGUUCUACCUUAAACACCCACAUUAGAAUCCAUGCAGGGUAUAAACCUUUUGUAUGCGAAUUUUGUGGCAAAGGAUUUCACCAAAAAGGAAAUUAUAAAAAUCAUAAAUUAACCCACAGUGGGGAGAAGCAAUAUAAGUGCACGAUCUGCAACAAGGCUUUCCAUCAGAUCUACAAUCUGACCUUCCAUAUGCACACACACAAUGACAAGAAGCCUUUUACUUGUGGGACCUGUGGAAAGGGCUUUUGCAGGAACUUUGACUUAAAGAAACACGUGAGAAAAUUACACGACAACGUUUCGGCCUCUAGUUCCAUGAAGGAGAUAUCUAGGACUGUUCAGAACUGAAUGACAAUAAAUUGCUCCAAUUCUCUGCAGAUUCAAUCACUGUGACACAAGUAUUUAAUGGCUGGAUCCUUCUACAAGAGAUUUGUCACCUGAACCCUCAGAGGCCACAAGCUCUAAACGUCAUCAUUCCCAUUAAGCAUUUUUUAGGCUUCAUCCCCUCUGAUUCAGGUUUGUAAAGUAGGAAAAGAAACUUUACAUAAAAAAAACUAUUUAGCUUCUUUUUAAUAUUUUAUGUUUUAACCUAUAUUUUAAAAAUGUAAAAAAUGAAAGAAUAUGAUUUAUACAUUUGUGUAAAUAAAACAAAACAAAAUCUUAUGUACAGAAGAAAAUGGACAAUUAUAUGACAAUAAAAAGGAAACAUAGU